GAGAACAAGAUGGAGGAGAGUAGGAGCUGCGGGAGAACAAUGUUUGGGGUUUAAAGAUUCAAAGAAACGAGCGAAAAAAAGACAACAACAACAACGCGCAGCCACUGGCGGCCAUGCACAGUAAAUUCUCUGCUGGCUCCAGUUAGUUUUUUGCCUCCCAUCAUGAGUAUUAUUCAAGACAAACUUGGCAACGAGUUCCUUCGGAACGGCAUCAUGGAGCCUAACUUCCCGCCCAGUAUGAUCAUGUUCAGCCACCUGCCGCCAGUGAACAGCUUCACCCGCAUCGCUGCCCAGUCUGUCAUGCAAGACAUGACUCAGGAUAUGGUCCUCAAGAAAGAGCGCUACUCCCCCAUCGAGAAGACACACGGAGACUUCAUCAACACAGUGGGUAUCAAGCAGGAGAAGAUGACUGAUCAUGACUACAGAGUACCGGUGUAUGGGAGCUGUGGGAAGAAUUCUGAUCUUCUUGAAAUGUCUCUUGGAAACCAAAAUAUGUUAAUACAGGAUCUGAGUAUGAGUAGAGAUUUAUCUGGUAGAUUAGGUAAAGAAUCAAAAGAGUAUUCUGGAAAGAAGGCAAGGAGGUCUAACCCAGACUCCCAGGACACAAAACCAAGGAGAAAACGGGGGGAUUCUACAAAGUCUGCGAUGAUGGAUGGACAUGGUGGGAGCCUUUCUCCAAGUUCAAAACCUCACAUCUGUGAGCACUGUAGCGCUGCAUUUCGAAGCUCCUAUCACUUGCGCAGGCAUGUGCUCAUCCAUACAGGAGAGCGGCCUUUUAGGUGCAGCCAGUGUAAUAUGAGUUUCAUCCAGAAGUACUUGCUACAAAGGCAUGAAAAGAUUCAUAGCGGAGAGAAGCCGUUCUGCUGUGAUCAGUGUAAUAUGAGGUUCAUCCAGAAAUACCAUAUGGAGAGGCACAAGAGGACACACAGUGGAGAAAAGCCAUACAAAUGUGACACCUGCCAACAGUAUUUUUCAAGGACAGAUCGACUGUUAAAGCACAAAAGAACCUGCGGAGAAGCCAUGAAAAAAGGAAUAGAGCCCGGGCCGUCGGAUCAGAGCAGCUAUGAAAUCUCUCAGGGAAACACAAGUGCUUCCGGACGCAAAAAGGGCAAAUCAAAAAACACUUCCAGCGAGCCCAGUGAGCGUAAAAAGAAGAAAAUAAUUGAAGCACAGAUGUCAAGUAACCUUAACAUGCAGGACUAUGCAGUAGAAAUUCCUGUUGUAUCUUCAAGUAACAGUCUGGCAGGCACUAGUAUGCAUAACCUGCAUGCUCGGGCACCUAAAUUAGUCUUCAAAAAGGUCAAUAGGAAAAACUUGGAUAAGAAUGAACUGCCUUUGGGGGCUACUGAAGCUGACAUAUUAGGUCAGAAGGUGCUGUCUGAAAAGCAGAGCUCUUUAGACUUGGACAACAGCACAGGGAUAGACGGCAUGAGCCUCCUUCAGAGUUCUGCUUCCAAACAGGGCCAGACCAGCAGUAACUAUGAUGAUGCCAUGCAGUUUUUAAAGAAACGGAGGUACCUACAGGCCGCAAAUAAUAGCGGGGACUAUGGUGUAAAUGUAGGGCACAUGGCCUCUCAGCAGACGGUUAUUCAAGGUGUUGUAACCAGUGUUAUGGACAGUGAAGCCUCUCUCAAUCUUCUUGACACCUCUCCCAUGAAUGUUGACAUAAAACCUUGCCACGACAAGUCUGGAAUACCUGAUGAAGUGUUGCAAAGUCUUCUUGACCACUAUUCCCAAAAAUCUGAUGGCCAGCAUGAGGUUCCUUUUGAUAUAACUGAUCAGCACGUAGAGAUGCACUCCUCUGGGGACAACCCUGAGAUUGGCCAGGAGGAGAAUGUGUGCUCAGAUUCGCCGUCCUCGUCAGGAGACAAAGCCGUCAUCAUGCACGAAUAUUCAAAAUUCCUCCUCCAAGCUUUAGAACGAACAAGCCACAGCAGUACCUUCCCUUUAGGUUCUGGUGGACCUUUCACCAAUCUGUCAUCCACCCACCCCAGCAAUACCUUGUUUUCUGAGAAGAACGUGUACACUACACCCUCUCUCGAGUGUGGCUUCAGCCAAUCCGUUACCUCAGUAUUACCUGCCCCGUUGCCAAAGUCCCAUUUUGGAAUGCUGGUUGGGUCUUCCCAGCCCAACUUCCACUUGAGCAGCAUGGAGACAACCCAUCAACAGCUGACCCCUUCACAGGAGCUCACAGACCAGAUCGAACAACAGCAGAAGAACCUCGAACCCUCAUCGAACUACCCGAUCACACCUCAGGAGCUGAGUGGCCAGAAAGAUCAAUCAAAAAACACUCCGUCCAGCUACCAGAUACCUUCUCAGGUGCUGUCCUCCAAAAGCGUUGACCUGCGAGCGCCGUACCAGAUUGAGAACUUUGCUCAGGCUUUUGGUUCUCAGUUCAAGUCAGGUAGCAGAGUGCCGUCAGCCUUUAACAGUAACUCUAGUGGUGAAGUUGACCGUAGAAUAAGGACUCCAGUGACAGAAUUCUCAGGGUACACUAGUUUGUUGUCUGAUGUUAAUGAGCCAGUUAGUACAAGAGCAAAGACCACAACGAGCCAAAGUUACAGGUAAGGUCCUAGGCGUGACCUAGUUGGAGGUUUUUGAAUUAUGAUUAUUUUUAAUUACACUGCCAUUAUAAUGUUUCUACAAAGUCAUACCAGGAAUGGUAUAUGUGACAUCCUUCCAAUGCAUUAUUUUUUUCAUAUAUAGUCAUUGUUAGUGUCAUAAUGUUAGGUCAGAUCGUAUAGUUAAUUUUAAGCAAAAUAGGCUAGCUGAAUACUGGCUUAAUUCAAUGAACCUAUGUUUUAGCAAUCAACUUGUUUUACAAUUGUAAAAAAAAAAAAAAAAAAAAAAAAAAAAAA
Polyodon spathula (Mississippi paddlefish) is the source of this 2858-nucleotide messenger RNA. RefSeq names its product zinc finger protein 281-like. Gene Ontology annotation, cellular component: nucleus. Lineage: Eukaryota; Metazoa; Chordata; Actinopteri; Acipenseriformes; Polyodontidae. The transcript is spliced from 7 exons. The coding region runs from base 163 to 2568 and encodes 801 amino acids. The record is from RefSeq and is a predicted model, not a curated record. Gene Ontology annotation, biological process: regulation of transcription by RNA polymerase II. Gene Ontology annotation, molecular function: DNA-binding transcription factor activity, RNA polymerase II-specific; RNA polymerase II cis-regulatory region sequence-specific DNA binding.